AAGAGACGCCGAGGAAACCUUCCAAAAGCUGUCACUGCUAUUCUAAGAGAAUGGCUUGCUCGUCAUAAGAAACACCCAUACCCAACCGAGGAAGAAAAAGCCAGCCUGGCACGAGAAACCAAUCUGACCCUCAACCAGAUCAGCAAUUGGUUUAUUAAUGCCCGGCGACGA
Molecule: messenger RNA, 171 nt
Organism: Phycomyces blakesleeanus NRRL 1555(-)
Lineage: Eukaryota; Fungi; Mucoromycota; Mucoromycetes; Mucorales; Phycomycetaceae
Product: Homeodomain-like DNA binding domain-containing transcription factor
Exons: 1
Biological process (GO): regulation of transcription by RNA polymerase II
Molecular function (GO): DNA-binding transcription factor activity, RNA polymerase II-specific; RNA polymerase II cis-regulatory region sequence-specific DNA binding
Source: RefSeq, a predicted model, not a curated record